UUGUUUAAAUUGUGCAUGAACGAUGUCGAUGUUGGACAUUUGGUGGCUUCCUGACUGGGUCCUGCUGCUUGUCGUAAUCGCAGUCUUGACUGUCCUAUAUUCCCGCUACUUCGCCGAUAACAGAGUGAAGUAUGGUCUGCCUGGACCAGAUCGGUGGCCUCUGUUAGGACACUUGCCCCUUGGGUUCAAACUUGGCUUCCUUGAGUUCCACAAACAUCUUUCGAAUAAAUAUGGUAAGAUGGUUGCGUUGUCUCCUGGUAGCUUAGAUGCAAGGUUUGGAACGCUUAUUAUAUCCGACCUGGACAUGAUCAAAGAGAUCUUGGUCAAGCAGGGGAGCAUCUUCACUGACCGAAAUGUUGAUGAAAAAACCCAGGUGAAGCCUUUGGACAAAACAAUACUGAGUUUGAAAGGGGACCAUUGGAAACAAGUCCGUGGCACGAUGACACCAACAUUCAGCUCUGGAAAAUUGCGUCAAAUGAAUGGCCAUAUUGUGGAUUGUGCAAAGACAACAGUGAAAAAUCUUCAGGUUAUUGCCAAAAAGGGUGAAACCUUUGACAUGCAGGAAAUCUGGGGAGCCUUUGCCAUGGAUAGCAUCUGCGCCACUGCUUUUGGAAUCAAAGUUGACUCCCAGAACAACCCUGAGGAGCCCUUUGUUGCCAAUGCAAGACAGCUACAGAGUGCCAGUUUUGCAAACCCUUUUCUUCUCCUGUUUAUCCUUGUACCUCGCCUGAUGGUUUUGUGUGAGCCUCUCCUUCCAUAUCUCGUUGGAAACUUUAUCAAGCCUAUCCGUUUUUUUCAACAUGCAACGGAUGAACUUUAUGAUGAAGGUCAGAAGUCCAAAAAUGGGAAGGCCAUUGAUUUUAUCCACCUGAUGCAGAAGGCCCAUGAGCUUCACAUGGAUAAUGAUGAGCUGGCAGAUGAUGUGAAGGAGGUUGGGAAGUGGAAGAAGAGGGCCCUGACAAGGGAUGAGAUUGUGGCCAAUGGAAUGGUAUUUUUCUUAGCAGGCUUCCGUACCACUUCUGAAACACUGAGUUUCAUGUGCUACAACUUGGCUAUCUACCCUGAAAUCCAAGAGAGACUGCAGAAGGAGAUAGAUGACACCCUCCAGGGAACAGACCCCAGCUACGACAACGUGGCCUCUCUGCAGUACCUGGACCAAGUGAUGUCAGAGACCAUGAGAAUGUACCCUCUUGGCUUUGUGUUGGACCGUGUCCCAAAUCAGGAUACCACAGUGAAAGGUUUGUUCAUCCCCAAAGGGACCUCAGUUAUCGUCCCUGUCUAUGCCAUUCACCACGACCCAGAGCUGUACCCAGACCCUGAGAAGUUUGACCCGGAGAGAUUCACCCCAGAGGCCAAGGCAAACAGGAAUCCAUACAGUUACAUGCCAUUUGGACUUGGACCACGGAAUUGCAUUGGAAUGCGCCUGGCACUGCUGGAAAUGAAAGUGGUGAUAGUGAAGGUGCUCCAGAACCUCACUUUCAAAUCUUGUGAGAAGACCCAGGUGCCAAUGAAGUUUUUGAAAAGUCGCCCAAUGAAACCCGAAAAAGGAAUCUGGCUCAAAGUUGAGGAGAGAUGCCAAUGAGUGUGGGGGCACUUGUGGAGCUAUGAUUGUCUAUUAAUGACACUUUUGUUAAGCAAGGAUGAGGCUCUAACAGGGGCGGAUCCAGAGAUAUUUUCUAAAAGUCUUCCAAAUUAUCUUUGUCAAUCCAUUUUUCAUUUUUGACCAUCUUCUGUUAGAAAAAAAUUAGAUGCCCAUCAAUGUAAACUUGAAAACUUUACCAUCUUCCAGAAACCCAGAAGAUCCGCCCCUGUUUAAGGUUAAUUUAUGUGUUAUGUUAUCCAAUGUUAGUUAUACAGUAGGGUUAUAUAUAUAUAUAUAGUAAUCUGUUAUAUUCUAAAAUAUAAAAUUUCUAUCAGUCAUUUUUUUAUUUUUUUAUUAUAUAAACCUAAAUUUUAAAAGUGAUCUGUGAAAUUUAUUUUGUGACAUUUUUUUCUGUUUGUAAGGGUUUCAAGGCUCCUUCCAAAUGAAACUAUUGGCCUACAUAGAUUGAUCUUUUUCUGCAGGCACUGUUGCUGAAUGCAGUCAGAUAAACAGAUUAACAUGCCUCUUCUUGUUUCCAAUGUACUGGAAUCACCAGCUUUUCUACAGCUGCCCAAUGCCAGGAGGAGACCUUUUAAUCUGCUAAUCUGAUUACAAGUGAGAGUCCCUGGGGAGUUGGAUUGACCUAUGUACACCUACAGUAAACAGUGAUGGCUCGAUCAAUUCAAACUGGAAAAAGUCAUAGAUUUUUAAGAUACAUAAUUUUCGAAUCAUUAAAAAUACAUUUCUGUGUAGCAUUUUGGUGCUUUUGCUGUAUAGAGUAGAACGAUUUAGUAGUCUGCUUUUCAAUUGUGUAGUAAUGUUCUAAUUUUUUAAAACAAUAUAUUACUUAAAAAAAUACAGUAUCUGUAAAAUUCACAAAUAUGAUCAAGCCAUUACCGGAGUUUCAUUGGGAGUGAACCCUUAAACCUAUAUUGACAGGGUAGGUUUAUCAAUCCUGUAUAAAGGUGCUUAAUACAUAACAAUUUCUCAAUGAGUUUUUGACAGAUAAUGUAGGUGCAAUCUCUGCAUAAGAUGUUAGUUUAAUGUAAUUUACAAUGUAUAUUAUGCUGAUUCAUUGCCAGAUAAUUUGCUAUUUUAGUCAAGUAAUAGUGGAUGUCAUAUACUCCCAAUAUAUACUUAAAAAUUCUAGGGUUUUUAAUCUUACGUGACUAAAACCUAUUUUACUUUUUCAUAAUGACAAUUUUAUUGUGAACAUUGUGGCAAGUGUUAGUUUUGAUUGACACGAUUUUUAAAAUUUAAAUACAAUUUAACACCAUGAACAAAGGAUAUUCCUCAAAUUAAACAUCCCAAUCACUGGUUCUGAUUUCAGAGUAAGGAAGACUCCUUGUUUUGAAUAAUUAUUUAUCUUAAACAAUUGUGGAACUUGUUUUUGUUUGGUGUUGGGUGUUAGAUAACUUGGAUCUGUUUUAUUUGAACAAAUUUCCUGGUACCAAAAUGAUGAGGAAUGUGUUUUUUGUACUAUUAUCAUAUUUUGUUUAUCUGUUAAUCUGGUGGCAUGCAUCGAGAGUCCCGGCAGAGUUGAACCAAUCUCUGUAGAAUAAUAGUUUCAUUGAGAGUGAGCCAGGCGUUAAUCACUGGUUGUCAGUGGGUGGCGUUAGCCACUAGUCCCUUGUCCACAGACUGUGUUCUCACUUCAAAAUACGGAAGACUCUCUGUAUUUUUAAUUAUUAUUAAUCUCAAACAAAUAUCUGAAGCCAAAGUCUGUUGUGUUAAGAUGUUCAAUGUACUGUAUUAGUUUGUCUUUUGUAAAUUAUAAAAUUAAUUGCAGUUCCAUUCAUUUUUUGUAGCACAGUGUUCGUAGAAGUUACGUGAAUGUUAUGAGAAUUGAACAAAGUAUCUCUUUUUCUGGGUCUCUCAAGUUAAUAAUCAUAUUUUUAUAAGAUCAGUAAAAAAUAAUUGAGUCGUUGUAUAAAUGAAAUAUGU
This is a messenger RNA of Lingula anatina, 3526 nucleotides long. RefSeq names its product cytochrome P450 3A24-like. The record is from RefSeq and is a predicted model, not a curated record. Gene Ontology annotation, molecular function: oxidoreductase activity, acting on paired donors, with incorporation or reduction of molecular oxygen; heme binding; iron ion binding. Lineage: Eukaryota; Metazoa; Brachiopoda; Lingulata; Lingulida; Lingulidae.